GAAAACCGGCUGAGAAAAGUAGCGGCGAACCAGAUCGACGAUGGCACAGGAUUUGGCCGUGCUACCGGAAGACGUCAUCGUGGAGGUCCUCCGGCGUCUGCCGCCGCACAGCAUUGCCGCGUCCCGGUGGGUCUGCAGGGCGUGGCGCGACGCCGUCGACGCCCGCCUGCGCAGCCACCUGCUCUCGCACUCGGUACGGGGCAUCUUCAUCAACUACGAUUUGCAUAGCCUGUCGGAGUUCUUCUCCCGCCCCUCGACGGGCCCGGCGAUCUGCGGAGGACUCGACUUCCUGCCCUAUGUGCCGGGCAGGGAGAUGAAGAUCAGGGAUCACUGCAACGGGCUGGUGCUCUGCCGCGAUUAUGACCAUGACUACGUAGUGAACCCGGCCACGCAGCGGUGGGCGCGUUUGCCCCAACGCCCUCCGACGCACCUGCCGAAAUUUAACCAGACAGCCUACCUCGUGUUCGACCCCGCCGUGUCGCCACACUUUGAGGUUUAUCUGAUCCCACGCGUUCCGUUCGGCGCAUUGGAAGACAGGGAAUGGCCCUUUAGCAAAACAAAAUUGGAAGACUCAUUGCUUGAGAUGGAGUGGCAUCCCGCAUCACAUGUGAUGCAUGUGUUCUCGUCCAUGACUAGGCAGUGGGACAAGAAGACGUUUCUCCGGGAAGGGGAGGCUGCUGUGGGGGUCGUUGCGGACGUGGCUAAAUCGAGUUCAUAUCUCGAUGAAAACUGUGCCGUCUACUGGCGAGGUGUGCUUUACAUACAUGACCAAUGUGACUUUGUUCUGAGAAUGUGCUUGUCGAACUGUAAGUAUCAAGCAACAAAAAUGCCCGAUCUGUUGAGCAGAGGUCCUAGUCCCCAUUUAGGCAGAUCAAUGAGCGGGGUGUACUGUGCAAUCCCUCGGAAAACUCAUGGAUUUCAGUUUUGGUAUCUCGAUGAAUCAUGCGGUCAGAUGAAGUGGGUGCUGAAACAUGACAUUAAUCUUGAGAGCUUUGGCCGUAAGUUCCAUCCAGGUGAAUACUUUGGUGGACAAACGGACAAGCACUGGAUCUUACAGGAUGUCAACUACCGCAAGUGCUCUCAAUUUGAGCACCAUCGUAAAAUAGAUGGAAAAUACAAAGCACCAGCUGAAGAGAAAUAUGACUGGAACUCUGACGACGAUAACAUUCUGGACACUGGACAUGCUGUUCAAGAGACAAGGUGGCCAGAACAUAUUGGCUUUCUUGGGUUUCAUCCCUACAAAGAGAUGGUUUUCUUGGAUGUAGCAAAUGAUGGGGCUGUUGCCUAUGAUUGGAAUAGCUCGAAAUUUCAGUACCUGGGCCGUAUAUUUCCUAAACAUUUCGAUGACUUCGAAUUCAAAAACGCGGGAGUACAGACAUAUUUUCCAUACACGCCUUGCUGGAUGUACGAGUUUCCUAAAAUAAAUUCGGAGUCUCAACUUGUGGAUGGUCAGCUAUCUGGAGUGCAGGCACGCUGGAAAAAACCUGCCAAAGGUGUCUUUAAAAUCAAUGUUGAUGCAAGCUUUCACGAGGAGGAGAUGCAGGGGGCAACAGGCCUGGUUGUUCGUGACCAUGUCGGGUCAUUGAUCAGCGCACAAGCCCUCUGGUACGCUCAUGCAGCAAGCCCGAUGAUUAUGGAGGCGAGAGCUAUUCGUGAUGCAGUCAAAUUGGCAAUGGAGAGGGGCUACCACCGGGUUGAAAUGGAGUCCGAUGCUCAGGAGGUGGUCAAGCUAAUUAAGGAACCUUGGAUUAUUGGCAGAUCUGAAAUUGCCGGUAUUGCUCGGGAGGUAAAGAAGCUUAGUGAUUUUUUCACUAGUUUUAGUAUUGCUUAUGUGGGUGGAACUGCUAAUGAAGCAGCUCACAUAUGUACUAAUAGAGCUAGUGCUGAGAGGAGGAGGUGUUUGUGGAUUAAUUAUAAGCCACAAUUUCUCCUAGACAUUCUUGAGAAGGAUUGUAGCAAUUCCGAGUAUAGUAUAUAA
This is a messenger RNA of Lolium perenne, 1978 nucleotides long. RefSeq lists its product as uncharacterized. The record is from RefSeq and is a predicted model, not a curated record. Gene Ontology annotation, molecular function: RNA-DNA hybrid ribonuclease activity; nucleic acid binding; protein binding. Lineage: Eukaryota; Viridiplantae; Streptophyta; Magnoliopsida; Poales; Poaceae.